UUAUACCAAACACCAUUUUGCAUCACUAGAUUUCUACUCUCCUGCCCUAGAAAACAUAUGGAUCCCAAAGGUGUUCAAAAUGGUUUCGAAAUGACCAACUUUGAUCAACAUGAAGCCAAUCUGGGAGGUACGGAUUGUUUGGUGGACCUCACCCUGAGGCUAGGAAUACCAUCUUCCGACAAAAACAACGAUCAACAAUCCCAUACUGCACAUGGUUCUUCUACCUCUCAGGCCGUCGAUAGGUAUAGCCUCAACAAUCUCAACGUUAAUGGACACAGGCAAUAUGAAUUUCCUGCUCCACCGGAGUUGAAGAAUUACUGCAUAAUAAACAUAUCCAACAGAAGAGGAAAAACUGGUGGCUCGAGAAAGAGGAAGACUACUGGACGCCGUCCAGCUAAAGUUGGUGAUAUCGAUAAAACCUGCACCAACUAUAACUGUCGUGUUACCGAAUCUCCCAUGUGGCGUACUGGUCCCCUUGGCCCCAAGAGUCUUUGCAAUCGGUGUGGGAUCAGGUUCCGAAAGAUAAAGCAAAAGGAAGAAACAGAGCAGCAGGCUGCGGGAGCAGCUUUCAAACAGCUUCAUGCGGUCUCCAAGCUUUAG
Messenger RNA from Prunus mume (Japanese apricot), 600 nucleotides. RefSeq names its product GATA transcription factor 18. The record is from RefSeq and is a predicted model, not a curated record. Gene Ontology annotation, molecular function: sequence-specific DNA binding; zinc ion binding. NCBI's taxonomy places the organism in Eukaryota, Viridiplantae, Streptophyta, Magnoliopsida, Rosales, Rosaceae. Gene Ontology annotation, biological process: regulation of DNA-templated transcription.